Messenger RNA from Arvicola amphibius (Eurasian water vole), 1547 nucleotides. It is a transcript of the gene Bcat1, whose product is annotated as branched chain amino acid transaminase 1. Gene Ontology annotation, cellular component: mitochondrion. The record is from RefSeq and is a predicted model, not a curated record. Gene Ontology annotation, biological process: L-valine biosynthetic process; L-leucine biosynthetic process. NCBI's taxonomy places the organism in Eukaryota, Metazoa, Chordata, Mammalia, Rodentia, Cricetidae. The transcript is spliced from 11 exons. Gene Ontology annotation, molecular function: branched-chain-amino-acid:2-oxoglutarate transaminase activity. The coding region runs from base 1 to 1359 and encodes 452 amino acids.
AUGCUGCAGCGUCUGCGCUCCUCCCUGUGCCGGGUGCUCGCCCGUGGCUCAGCAUUCGGACCUCCAGGGCUCGCCACGCGGAACUGCAGCCCCGGGCUUGUAGGAUUCGCCGUGCGCCACGUGUCGCCGCUGCGCCACGCAUUCCCACGCGCCCGCAGCUUCGUCAUGGCCUGCUUGCCCCGGGCAACUGCAGCCCUGGCCCGCCAGGACUGCAGUAAUGGAAGCCCGGCGCCCUUUGCUGGAGAAAGAGGAUCAGAAGUGGCCGACACUUUCAGGGCCAAAGACCUCAUCAUCACACCAGCCACCGUGUUAAAGGAAAAGCCAGACCCCGACUCGCUGGUGUUUGGAACUGUGUUUACCGAUCACAUGUUGACGGUGGAGUGGUCCUCUGCGUCAGGAUGGGAGAAACCUCACAUUAAGCCCUUUGACAACUUGUCUAUACAUCCUGCCGCCUCAGCUUUGCACUACGGUGUGGAACUCUUUGAAGGCUUGAAGGCUUUUCGGGGAGUUGAUAACAAGAUCCGGUUGUUUCGACCAGACCUCAACAUGAAGAGAAUGUACCGAUCGGCUGUGAGGACCACUUUGCCGGUGUUUGACGAGGAGGAGCUUCUAGAAUGCAUUCUGCAGCUCAUACAGAUCGACCAAGAGUGGGUCCCCUACUCCACCUCUGCCAGUCUCUACAUCCGCCCCACGUUUAUUGGAACCGAGCCGUCUCUUGGAGUCAAGAAGCCAUCCAAAGCCCAGAUCUUUGUGAUCCUGAGCCCUGUGGGAUCUUAUUUUUCUGGUGGAACAUUUAAUCCAGUGUCACUGUGGGCCAAUCCAAAAUAUGUCAGAGCCUGGAAAGGUGGAACUGGGGACUGCAAGAUGGGCGGCAAUUACGGUGCAUCCCUUUUGGCGCAGUGUGAGGCAGCGGAGAACGGCUGUCAGCAGGUCCUCUGGCUGUAUGGCAAGGAUGACCAGAUAACCGAAGUGGGCACCAUGAAUCUGUUCCUCUACUGGAUAAACGAAGAUGGAGAAGAAGAGCUGGCGACGCCUCCGCUAGAUGGCAUCAUUCUCCCAGGUGUGACGAGGCAGAGCAUCAUCGAGCUGGCACAGCAGUGGGGUGAGUUUAAGGUGUGUGAGAGGUACCUCACCAUGAAUGACCUGACCACCGCCCUGGAGGGGAACAGAGUGAAGGAGUUGUUCGGCUCAGGGACGGCCGGCAUUGUCUGUCCCAUCUCGGAAGUUCUGUACAAAGACCAGAUGCUGCACAUCCCAACAAUGGAGAAUGGGCCCAAGCUUGCAAGCCGCAUCUUGGAAGAGUUGACCAAUAUCCAGUACGGAAGGGUGGAGAGUGACUGGACAAUCGUGUUACCCUGAUGGAAAAUCCCAGUGGGUCGGUGGUGUGCCACAGAAGACAGACCUCCGCCCCGAACCGUGACCGCCUCUUUAGUUUUGUGUGUUAGAGUUGCAGUGUUCGUGUGCUACCAAGCGGAGGGUUUUCCUUGAGCCACAGGAAAUUGUCAGUGCCAGAUGUCACCUGCAAACGCCGUAGCGACUACUGUCGC